AUGUUAACAUUAUCUGAAAAAUUUCAUGAACAAGAUAAUCGUUUUCAACAACAAUUUGAUGAAUGGACACCAUUUGAACAAAUUUAUGCAUCAGUUGAAUUAACAAAAAAAUUACAAUUAUCAUAUCGAUAUUUUCUUUCGCAAUUAUUAUCUCAAACAAAUAAUCAACAAGAAAAUAAUGAUAUGUUUCAUCAUACAAUUCAUCAAGCAAAUGCACCAGCUAUUCUUGCUUGUCUUCUAUCAGAUCCAUUAGAUAAAAUAAUUUCAACACUUCAACUUUAUUUACCGUUAGUUUCAAUAACAACAACUAAUGAAAAAUUACUUGAUUCUUAUCGUGAUGUAUUCAUUUAUUUGGAUUCAAAAUUAAAUAAUCCAACAAAUUUUUCUUAUACAGAACAACAAUUAAUAAAUUUUUGUCAACAAAUUAAAUUUUAUAUUCAAACAAAUCCAUGUUUACAAAAAUUUUUAGUUGAUAUACCACAAUUAAAUGCUUUAGCAUCAUCAUCAUCAUCAUCAUCAUCAACAAUAAUGAUUAAUAAAGGAAAUACAGAUGAAAAAUCAUUAUCAUCAUCUCCAUCAUCACAAAGACAUCAUCAACCAUUACAACGUUAUCCAUCAGUUCGCCUUAAUCAACAAACACCAACACUACCGGCAUCAUUAAUGAAUUUUUCUUCUGAAGGUUCUCAUAAUUCUUCAUUAUGUCAACAAUUAAUACAUCAUACUGCUGAUGAUAGUGGUGUUGAUUUAACUGAACCAAAUAUAACAAAUUCUGUACAAAAUAUUUUAUCAACACAAGAUUCACAACAUACAAUUAUUGGUCGUUCUCAUUCUGAUAAUUUAACAUUAAAAAAUGGACAAGAUAAUCAAAAUAAUUAUAUGUUUGUUGGUAAAUCAGCAUCAUCACCAACACCUGAACCAACAAUAUCAAAUCAUUCAUCAUUUGUACCUUUAUCAGCUGUAUUAAGUGCACCAGCACCAUCAAUUCAUUCAUAUUAUUCAGAAUUACGUCAUCAAAAUUCAAAUUAUCAACAACAAAUUAAAACACAAUUACCAAUAAGUGAUGAAGAUGAAGAAGAUUUUCAACAACAACAACAACAAAAUUCAACACAAACAAUACAAAAUCCAAUUGAUAAUUUUUAUUUAGAUGUUAAUACAGUAGAUAAUCGUAAUCGUUUAGGUCAAUAUCGUUCAUUAUGUAAUCGAAAUACAAGAAAAUAUUCAAAUAAUACAAGAAAUAAUACAGAAAUUGUAUCACCAUAUUUAGGUGUUGAUAGUAAUUCUGGUUCUAUAACUAAUAAAUUUCUACAACCAAAUAGUGGCAUGCGUGAUGUAUCAAAAUGGUUAAAAACUCUUCGUUUACAUAAAUAUGCUUUUUUCUUUUCACAAAUGACAUAUGAUCAAAUGAUGUCUUUAACUUAUGAACAAUUAAAAGAAGGACAAAUAACUGAUGGUGCAUGUACUAAAAUAUUAUUAAAUAUAAAAAAAUUAAAAGAAAGACAAACAUUAUUACAAAAAUGUCUUAUUGAUAUUGAUAAUGAACAAAUUGAUAUAAAAAUUGUUUUACAACAAUUAAAUGAAUUAAUGUUAACACCAAUACGUGUUAAACAAACAGAAAAAAUUAAUGAUAAUGAUGAAGAUUUACCGAAAUUAAUUAUGCAAGUACUUGAAAAAGUCUAUCAAACAUUAACAUGUAAUAAUUCUUCAACAAAUAUAUUAUCUGAAAUGUGUAAUAAUUUAGUUGGUUUAUUUGAUCGUUGUUAUAAACAUGAAGCUUUUACAGCUGAUCAACGUCAUACAUUAUUGCAUUGGCGUGGUCCAUUAUGUAAUAAAUUACAAACAUCAGGUAAAAUUGAUUUUAAAUCUAUGCAAUCAUCAUCAUCAUCAUUAAAUCGUCGUGUACAACUUAAACCACAAACAAGUAUGGGAAAUAUAAAUACAACACAAAUAUCACGACCAACAGUACGAAAUAUAAAAAGUACAUUUUCAUAUUUUUCAAAUUAUCAUACAAAUUCAAUACCAUUAUCAAGACAACAUAAUUCAGAAUUAUUAAAUCAAAAUGGAAAUAAUAAUUCAAUUGAAUCAAAUAUAAAUCAACAUCCAAUAAAAUCACCAACAUUAAUUUUUUCAAUGAAUGAUGAUUAUUAUAAUGAUUCAACAACAUUACCAAAUCAUUUAUCACUAACAUCAACACCAUCAUUACAAGAACAAUUAAUUAAUCAUCAAACAACAUCAUUUUUAACAGAACGUACUGGAAAUUUUCGACCAUCAUUUAAUUAUAUUAAAUCAACAACACAAAAUAAUAUUAAUAAUGGAACAUAUUUAGCAACAAAUCAACAUCAAUUAUUAACACGAAAAAAAAGUAUUGAUCCAUAUGGUGAAAUAAAUCUUGAUGAUAAAACAAAAUUAUGUAAAACAUAUAGUGAUCCAAAUAAAAUUCGUUAUUAUAAUUCAAUACAAACAGGAAAUAUUCCAUCAACAACACAUACACAAAUAUCACCUCAACAAACAACUUAUGGUAUGACAUUAACACCAUAUUCAUCACAAAAAUAUUUAGGACAUACACAAUCAACAUUUGAUAAUGAAUCAACAAUUCGAAAAUCUUAUUCAGAUACACCUUCACCUAUUUUCUAUGAACGUGCAAAUUUUCUUAAGCGACAAAAUGAUGCAUUAGCUUUUACUGCAUCAAAUGAAAAACGUCAAAAAGUUGAAAAAACAUCAUCACAAAAAACUAAUCGACCAAAACCAACAUUUGGUCGAUCAAAAACAUCAUCAGAUUUCGCAAGUGAUUAUCAUGCAUCAAGUACUUCGUCAAAAUCAAGAUUUUUAACACUUGCAAAUAUUGUCGAAAAAUUACAAGAACGUUUUCUUAGUGGACAAACUGAUGCAAUAACAUUGGAUGAAAUUAUAGAAGAAUCCAGUCUUACAAUUGAUCCAUCGGAUAAACAUUGGCUUGCUUCGGAAGCACUUUUAUCAAAUGAAAAAAUUGAUGUUAAAAAAGUCGAUGAUACUAAUAAAUUUGUAUAUAAGCCACCACUUGAUUUAAAAGCUCCAAAAAAAAUACAUCUUCUUAAUCUUUUAAAAACACGACAUGAAAGAUGUGAAGGUGCUGUAACUGUUGAUGAUGUACGAGAUACAAUACCAAAAACACGAGCUGAUAAUAUAAUUGAUAGUUUAAUAAAAAGUGGUGACGUUGUGAAAGUAACAAGUAAUAAAAAAGAUAUUUUAUUUUAUACAGAUCGUGCUUAUGAUCUUCGUGUUAAUCCAGAAUUUAUUGAAUCAUGGAGAAAAAUAUCAGUUGAAGGUUUAGAUGAUAAGAAAAUUUGGGAAUUUCUUGAUAAUCAAGGACAUUAUGGUUUAACAAAGAACGCACCACGACAAGCUCAGUUACCAACAAAAUCAAGACGAGGAGGUCGACGUCCAGAUACAAUGAAACAUAAUCUACAUGUUGCUCAUCAACUCGAAGAUUAUUCCAAUACAUCAAUCAAAAAAAUAAAUGCAUAG
Messenger RNA from Rotaria sordida, 3501 nucleotides. The record is from the annotation of a GenBank genome assembly. NCBI's taxonomy places the organism in Eukaryota, Metazoa, Rotifera, Eurotatoria, Philodinida, Philodinidae.